AGAAACGAGUCCGCCAUGUUUAAUCACAUGACAGCUGUGGAGCGGAGCGAGGCGCAUCGUCGUCGGCCGAUGUUUUGGAGGCUCGGCACGAGCGGGAUGUAGGCUGGACGUCUACUCAGCCGCGGCCCGGACCGAGGAUCCUGCUGUGCAGCGCCCUUAUCACCAUGCGGCUCUCGUGACCAAACUCGGACAUCGCGCAGGGACGAGCAAUCGGCGGCAGCGACGCUCGGGCAGCGUUCACGGUCCGUGGACGGACGCGAGCUCGUCGGACAAGGCAGCGCUGAAACAGUACCGGUCCUGCAGCGAUCCGCAAACCGUUUCGAGCAAGGUGAAGGACCUUGGGGCGGGCGUUUUGUUUGCGCCGCUGGGACCGUGCUGCAGGAAACGACGACUGUCCGCUCGAACGCUGCCGCUGGGACGGUCGGACAGGGCGGAGAAGGAAGCUGCCUUGUCCUCGGCGACUCGCUCUUGUACCCGCAUUUAUUCCCCUUUUUUUACUUUGUUGCCCCGUCGGCGUUGCAUACCGCAAUUGAUCGCCUGCGAGGAGCGUCUCGGAAGGACCAUCCGUCGUCCCGUGUUGUGAAGUGAGUGACGGGCUCCUAAAAAGGAAGCGGCGCGAUGCCCGGAGGACGCCGGCGGAGGUGCGCGCGCUCGAGGUCCGUCCUCGGCGGACGGACGACUCGCCUCUGACGCCGACCCUUCUGUUCGUCGCGUCGGGUGGACCGAGGGUUCCCCUCGAAGAAAGCGAGUCAAGCUGGCUACCUUCAGCGCCAGGGAGAAGGCGGCGGUGAUGUCCGAGUACCAGUGGGCGUACUCGCUGGUGGACUCCUCCCGCGUGUCCACCUUUCUCAUCUCCAUCCUGCUCAUAGUCUACGGCAGCUUCAGGUCGCUCAACAUGGAGCGGGAGGCCAAGCUGAAGGAGAAAGAGCGGAAUGGCCAGGGAGUGGACACCAACGUGCAGACUCUAGACACGGUGCAGGCCUUGUGCCUGCCCCUGGGGGCGUCCAUCUCGCUCCUCGUCAUGUUCUUCUUCUUCGACUCCAUGCAGAUGCUCUUCGCCAUCUGCACCGCAAUAAUCGCCACCAUCGCCUUGGCCUUCCUGCUUCUGCCCAUGUGCCAGUACCUCAUCAGGCCCUGCACCAACGGGAACAAAAUCUCGUUUGGGACGUGCGGCCGGUUCACAGCCGCCGAGCUGGUCUCCUUCUCCCUCUCGCUGGCCAUCGUGUGCGUCUGGGUGCUCACGGGACACUGGCUCCUCAUGGACGCCAUGGGCAUGGGCCUGUGCGUGGCAUUCAUCGCCUUUGUGAGGCUCCCCAGCCUCAAGGUGUCCACACUGCUGCUCACGGGCCUCCUCAUCUACGACGUCUUCUGGGUAUUCUUCUCGUCGUACAUCUUCAAUGCCAAUGUGAUGGUUAAAGUGGCUACCCGACCUGCCGACAAUCCUGUGGGGCUAGUGGCCAAGAAGCUGCACCUUGGCAGCAUGGUCAGGGAGGCACCCAAGCUGUCGCUGCCCGGAAAGCUCGUCUUUCCCAGUGUUCACAACAGCGGCCACUUCUCCAUGCUGGGACUAGGAGACAUUGUGAUGCCGGGGCUGCUGCUGUGCUUUGUGCUGCGCUACGACGCCUACAAGAAGGCCCAGCUGAGUUCGGCGGAGACGGGCCUGCCGCCGCCCAACCACCUCAACAAGAUCUCCUACUUCCACUGCUCCCUCAUCGGAUACUUCCUCGGCCUGCUGACUGCCACGGUGUCCUCCGAGGUGUUCAAGGCUGCCCAGCCAGCCCUCCUCUACCUGGUGCCCUUUACUCUGCUUCCCCUGCUCACCAUGGCAUACCUCAAGGGCGACCUGAGGCGCAUGUGGAGCGAGCCCUUCAUCACCCCUCCCCCUUCGAAGCACCUGGACGUCUGACGAGCGCCGGGCCCCGGGACGCCGGUCACCCAUCGUCGUGCGAGUCUUCGCUCCGGGACGUGCUUACCCUCAUUGUGCGUGUUCUCGACUCGGCGGACGGAAACUCUGGCCCCAGCUGCACCCGACCCCAGCCCGACGUCCACCAUCUGCGUCGCCGUGUACAUAGUCACCCGCGUGCCCACGGUGCCGGCUGUCCCGCGUCGUGCGUGCUUUUUACUUCCCCUCAUCUCCCCCUGCGCGUCCUUAUUUAUGCGGUUGCUCCGGUCGCCCCUUUCGUCCUGCCCUUGCGCGGUUUCCGAGCUGUUCCGGAGUCUGCGUCGAACGGACAACCUUCGCGAAUACAAAUUUAGUUGUGUACGAGAGUACCGAUGUGCAGUUUCCCGUUUUUUUUUGUUUUUUUUUCACCGUUACGUUUUAAUUGGGGAUCUUGGUCGUACGGUUCACAUCCCCGAGACGUUCAUCCGACAGAAGCUUGAGCCGAACAAAUGGGUUUGGGGCUCCGAAUCGUAGUGCGUAGCGAGAGAUGAUAGGGAUGCUGCGUAAAAUUGGAUGCUCCUCGCUGGGGCUGGUUGCAAACCAAACGACUUUGGACCCUUGGGACUGACCUUCCCGAAAGAGGCAAUUUUAAAAGAGAGAGAUUCAUACUAACAAUGCGUGUCGACUAAGGCUCGCCGAACGCGCGCAAGUCUGCGAUCGAGGGGCGGCGUAGGUGUUUUUCUUUGUGCACCUUUGCAUUUCUCGAUUACCUUGCAGGCACAUCCAACGCCGCUUGGUCCAAACCGUUCCGUGUCUGCCAGCCUCCUUGACGAGCCGGAAAAGGCGACUGGUACUCGACUCGCGAUUCAAGGUUGUGCCGUACGUGGCAUGCGUGGGCUUUCCUCAUGGGGGACGUCGCGCGCUGCACCUAGCCCAGUCGGACAGGAAGACCGCCGUGCGCGGAAACGACAGCGGCGUAACAAUCUCGAUGGACAAGCGACACGGAACAAAGCGUCGGCUGGCAUAUUGUCGGCGCCGACCAACCCUUUCACAGCGCCACAGUCCUUUAUCUUUCGCGCCGUCGGACCUCUUGAGCUGUUUACUCCUUAACCGUUUGGGAUGAGCCUAGCUCGUAUGUGUGGAGCCAUCCCUAAACCGGUCAGGAUGGCUUGUCUGCUUUCCCCGGUUUAUGCACUCAACCGUUUUGAACGAACUAGCCGACCCUAUAAUAUACACAUGCAUUUUGACCCCCCCCCCAUCCCACCCUCCACACCCCGAGUCAUGGACACCCCCGCCACAUUGACUCCCCCCCCCCCCCCCCCCGGAAAAAAAAAAUUGUGGCUACGCAAAUGAAGGGCAUCGGGGAAUAUUUUUCUUAAAAUUUUGCUCUCAUUCUGUUUGUGGCUAGAAACUUGACUUUGAAGGCAACAGAUGUGAUUUUCGAGGGAAGGGCUAAGCAGCCGAGGAUCAUAAGCUCCUCAAAACUAAAAAGAGUUCAGGGGUUAAGCACCCGCCAUUGUUUUUCUGCACGCACACUCUGCAAAUUGCGCACAUCCUGCGGACCGCGACGUGCCACCCUCCUCGUCUCGUUUCUCUUCUCGAGCCUCUUCCUCACUAGUCCCCUCUCGCUUUGUGCUUGGACACUCCCGCGUGGUGCGCUCUCGACCCUGCGGGGCACUCCGUUCUCUUUGCCGGGCGGUUUCCUGGCGGCAGCUCGCACGCCGUCUCUCUGCCGACGUCUUCCCGGGAUCGGGGAUAAGCGCCGCCGGAGACACCGUGGGCUUCUGCGGCAGCCGUACUGUCGUAGCGUGCCGAUUAUUUAUUAAUUGCAUUCCCUUCUCCGACGACGAAUCGACGAGUAACCGUACCCAUCGUUCAUGAAAACGAGGUCACAGAGACAUAUUUCAUACUAGAUGAUAGAUAUAUAAAUAUAUACGCGAGGAAAGCGCGCCUGGCUUCCAGUGUGGUGUUGCCGUGGGUCUGCCGCCGCUCGGCUCUGCGGUCUGCUUCGAGACGGCAGCUGACUGGUGGAAUCGUCUGAGCGAUUACGUGCAAGGUUUUAUAUCGUGAAUCCUAGUGUGUCUGUUGCGCAGUGCCUGCUUGUUGGUGUGUGUAUCCCGAGAGGAAUGGCUGCGAGGAAGGAGUUAAGUUUGGGGCGCUUUUGGCGAGUCUGAGCAGGUGUUAGAUGAACAGGCACCCAGCUGUUUCCUAAACGCCAGGCACAUAGUGCGUGUGGACAUUCGAGUGGCUGUUGUUUUAGACUUUUUGUCUGUCUGGUUUUGUAAUAAAGCCUUAUAAAGGAA
This is a messenger RNA of Ixodes scapularis (black-legged tick), 4185 nucleotides long. It is a transcript of the gene SppL, whose product is annotated as signal peptide peptidase-like 3. Lineage: Eukaryota; Metazoa; Arthropoda; Arachnida; Ixodida; Ixodidae. Bases 791 to 1906 code for a protein of 371 amino acids. Gene Ontology annotation, biological process: membrane protein proteolysis. Gene Ontology annotation, cellular component: Golgi-associated vesicle membrane; lumenal side of endoplasmic reticulum membrane; cytoplasmic side of endoplasmic reticulum membrane. The transcript is spliced from 13 exons. The record is from RefSeq and is a predicted model, not a curated record. Gene Ontology annotation, molecular function: aspartic endopeptidase activity, intramembrane cleaving.